Messenger RNA from Pecten maximus, 29216 nucleotides. RefSeq names its product microtubule-actin cross-linking factor 1-like. Gene Ontology annotation, biological process: intermediate filament cytoskeleton organization; wound healing. The transcript is spliced from 89 exons. Bases 137 to 26560 code for a protein of 8807 amino acids. Gene Ontology annotation, molecular function: calcium ion binding; microtubule binding; structural molecule activity. Gene Ontology annotation, cellular component: membrane; intermediate filament; cytoskeleton. Lineage: Eukaryota; Metazoa; Mollusca; Bivalvia; Pectinida; Pectinidae. The record is from RefSeq and is a predicted model, not a curated record.
GCAAUGACUGGUGAAGCGGCCAUUUUCCUGCAGACAUUCUACUUUUAUUUUGACGAUAUGGGGGAUAUUAUUGUCUAGGGGUAUGAUAUUCGACGGAGUGAUAUCUUUGAUGACAGGGAUGUAACGGGUGGCUAGAAUGGAAACAAACCUGUCUUAUUACUACUACAGUGAGUAUGGAACCGGCGAGAAAGAGCUGCCAUUUUCCAUGCUCCAGCUUGAUCCACCGGACAGAGCAGUGUUGAAAAUAGCAGAUGAAAGGGAUGCCGUUCAAAAGAAAACAUUUACAAAAUGGAUUAAUAAACAUUUACUGAAGUGGUCUCCCUUACCUGUUGACUACAUGCAGCAUUGGAGAUUCUCCCAGGCUGGAAGACGGAUAUUGGAUCUUUAUUGUGACCUUAAAGAUGGACACAACCUGAUAUCACUGUUAGAAGUGCUGGCUCAUGAACCACUGCCAAGAGAAAAAGGGCGCAUGAAGUUUCACAAGAUUCAAAAUGUACAGAUAGCACUGGAGUUUCUGGCUCGUAAAGGGAUCAAACUUGUAAACAUUCGAUCAGAUGAAAUUGUCGAUGGCAACCCAAAGCUAACGCUUGGCCUCAUCUGGACCAUCAUCCUCCAUUUCCAGGUGUCCGAUGUUGUCGUCCCUGGACAACCUGAAGACAUCACAGCCAAGGAAGCCUUGUUGCUAUGGAGUCGACGGACAGUGGAGGGCUACCCAGGGGUCAAGAUCAACAACUUCAGCAAGAGUUGGCGGGAUGGACGCGCAUUUCUCUCCAUCAUACACAGACACCGGCCCGACCUUGUGGACCUCCAGAGAGCGCGGACCAGCACUCCUCGUCAGAACCUCGAGCUUGCCUUCAGUAUCGCGGAGAAGGAAUAUGGUGUGACAAGAUUACUUGAUCCUGAAGAUGUUGACGUGCCGGAGCCUGACGAGAAAUCUGUGAUAACAUAUGUGUCCUCACUCUACGAUGUCUUCCCAGAAUGCCCCAGUGUAGAACAAACACUACGAGAUAAUGAGCGACAAUUAAAAGUUGAUGAAUACCGGGAACUGGCCACUUCAUUACUCACCUGGCUACAUGAUGCUACAGCUAUGUUACAGGAACGAAGCUUCCCCACAACUCUUAUAGAAAUGAAGACUCUCUUAGCGGAAUCAAAUAGGUUUAAAAUUGAAGACGUCCCCCCUCGGUUGGAAAUGAGACAGAAGUUAUACAGACUUUUUGAAGAAAUACAGGGUUUUGGGUCUGGCAGUUCACUACUGGCCUUUCCAGAUGAUCUUCAACCAGACAACAUAACAUCAAUGUGGAACAGGUUCUCGUUGGCAAACCAGGAACGAGACAAUAAUGUACAGGCAGAGGUCGUCAGGUUAGAAAGAUUACAAAGACUGGCCGAAAAGAUUCACAGAGAGGCUAAACAUUCGGAGGAUAAUCUUGAUGACCUGGGACGAAGGAUCGGAGAUGAGCAGGGUCGCGUGGAAAUGUUACACCCUCUAGAAGCUAAACGUAACUGUGAUGCUAUCGACCGAGCUUUGAAAAACCUAGAAGAGAUUUCACGAAGUUUAUUUCGGGAUGUACAAGCUCUUCAGGAUGGUAGAUUCCCAACCGCUGAUCAACUUUAUAAAAGGGUGUCUAUGAUUCAGUCGAGAACCUCCCAGCUGAGAACAAAAUUAUUCGGCGAUGUGAUUCAGAAACUCAUCUCAAAGUCUUACAUUGAGGAGGGUAUAACUGUGACACGUCGCAAGGAGGUUGUCAAGGAAGUGCGUCUCAUCGAGACAAAUCCAGCAUUCCAGCAUGUACAGGAAUGUCUCACCUGGAUAGAGUCAAAACAAGAGGCUAUAGAAGCGGGAGAGUAUGGCAGUGAUAUCCAGACGAUACAGAUAAACCUUGAUGUCCACCAGAUGGAGCACCAACAGAUCAUCAACUUCCGCUCAGAAAUAGACAAAUGUAUCGCUGAUGGGAGAGCUUUGUCAACAGAAGAGCGUAACUUGUACACCGAGAGUCUUUCAAAAGUAGAGGUGGCUUAUUCUCUACUGACAAACACGACAAUACGACGUAUGAAGUGUCUCGAGACAUUUCACGAAUUUCUCAACCUGGCCAUGGCAGAACUGUUGUGGCUCAAUGAUAAAGAGGAGGCGGAAAUAGAACGCGAUUGGAGUUCACCAAAUAUGGAUAUCCAACAUACAUCCGAGUCAUACAAGGCUAGAUUCCCAUACCAUCAGAGCCUUCUGCGUGACCUAGAACUUCGAGAGGGUCAGUUUAAUUCCAUACAGGAACGAGGCUCAGCCAUGGUCCUAGACAGACACCCAGCUGCUGAAACAAUCAAGGCAUACAUGGAGACAAUGCAGUCAACCUGGUCGUGGCUGUUACAACUCACACUGUGUCUUGAAUCACAUGUCAAACACCUGACAGCAUACCACCAGUUCUAUGAUGGCUGCCAGCAGUGCGAGGCAGAGCUAUCCCAGCAUUCCGAGCUCCUCCACACGCGCUACAGUCAGGAAAGUCUCGAGGUAGAGGAGGCAAAGAAACAAGUGCAAGAACUGCGAGCCAUGCAGGAACAAAUAUCAGACUUAGAGAAACAGAUAACGACACUUUUACAACUCAGUUACGAAAUUGUGCCAUUGAAAAAACGUGGAGAAGUGAUAGAGUCUCCAUGUCGUGUAAAGUGCUUGUGUACUUACAGACAGCCAGAGCUCGUUCUACAGAAAGGACAAGAAUGUAUGUUACUCGACACAUCCCAAAGAACAAGAUGGAGGGUGAGAACCCACUCAGGUAAAGAGGACCUGGUACCUUCCGUGUGCUUCCUGAUUCCUCCCCCAAAUCAGGAGGCCAUAGAAUGUGCUGAGCGUUUAAAAACAAAGAUGGAACACCUCCGGAGUCUGUGGAAGAUGAGGCAGCGUUCCAGUAGACAUAACAUGGUUUCUGCAACGAUACACGUUAUUAGGGGCUGGGAUUUAAAACAGUUUCAGAAACUUGAUCCGGUGGGACGGGAAACACUACUAAAGGUUGUGAAUGAGGACGCUGAGAAGCUGAUCAGUGAGAUCGGAGACUCUCAUCCCGACAUGAAGAACUUAAAGGCAGAGUUAGCAGAAUGUAACAAAGUCUUUCACAGUCUUUCAACAGCAGCUGCGGAAUCAGAAUCGAGGCUGACAAGGUCACCAGAGCAAAAGUUUGCACAGGACCUGGACGCAGUCAGUCACAAUCUGUCUAGCUGUGAACAGACUCUGACUGGUCACCUACAAGAGAUGCAUCCCAGAGACAAAGGGGCUUUACGCCAUGCCAUAGAGAGGCAGAAGAGCUGGGACAGAACACUAAGUAGCCAUGAAAUGGAUAUAGAUCACAUGAAGCAGUCGUUUACAAAUCUCCCAACACGCUCCCAACACCAGAUGGAGCCACAGUAUAACGCGGCGCUACAAAAGCGGGAUCAUAUGUGGAACCUCUCCAAAUCAAACAUGGAUAGGUUGAAAAAUGUUGAUUCACUAUUGUCUGACCUUGACACUGUCCGACAACUUGUUGCUGAUUAUGAGAUAGCCCUCAUCACCCAGGACAGUUUGUCUUCUGACCCCGAAUCUCUUCGCUCCCAUAAGGCCGAACUACAGGACCUCCAGGUAUCUGUACAGCAACAGCAACUAAAGGUGGACUCACUGAAGCGUGACACAGCCAGCCUCCGUGUCAACACAGAAAAGUGUCGACCAGGGGUACCACGCUACUAUGACCUUGAGGGCACAGAGAAGGAGGUCGCUGAACUCGACCAACGCUGGAACAGUGUCUGUAUACAGGUUGUGGAACGGCUGAGAAGCAUGGACACGUCCGGUGAUUUACUUUCCCUAUACACAAAUGGCCUGAAGUCGGAGCAGCAGUGGGCAGACCACACCCAGCUAACCAUCGACACACAGCCCCCUCUCACACAGGAACUACACCAACUCAAACAGAUGAUAGAACCCACCAUGGCAAUAUACAAUGGACUUGGAGAGCGACAGCAUCAGAUUGAGGCAGUAAAUCGACAUGGUGGACAGUAUAUUCGAGAGGCAAAGAUUUACGACAGGAAGCUGAAACAGUACCGAGACAGCUUAGAGGACAUAGAUGCUGCCCUGGUGGAAGGUUUGGCCAAACGGCGGCGACAUGAGGGUGGGGCAGAGAUGGUCAAGACAGAAUUGGACACACUUAACCGGCGGUAUAUAGACAUGGUCAAGUGGACCAACAAUCGGCUCAAGGAGAUCACAGCGAGAUUAUCUGGAGCCAGUGAGGAUGUCCAGUUUCAGAUGGUGAUUGAUGAGGAUAUUCCGUUACUCCGUACAUUCCGGGCAGAAUUGGCCAAGCGCUCCUCUAUGUUAGUUGAUGAGGACAUGCAGGGUUUCUUUGAGCAGCUGUCCGAGUUCGAAGGCUAUGCCAGCCAGCCAGGGCAAGGAUAUAGCGGUCCAGCCAAGACCUUUGUCAGCAAAGUGACAAUGCACGCACAGAACACUCACGAACAGCCUCCAGCUACUCUUACACCAGGUAUUCGUGUAACUAAGAUGAUGGAUACCAUUGAGAAACCCGUGACAGCAGCUGUUGUCCCAACAGUUCAAAUGAGAAUGGUGUCGCCGCCACCCUCUGAUGCUGGAAAGAGGCUUUCUCAGAAAGUGGCUAGCAUCUCUAGUGUAACUUCACUGGGAAAUGUUAGUGAAAUGGACUGCAAGUUACCACAGGCUUCUCAAAUACUUGUGACUUUAAAACAGGAAAAUCUGGCACCCAAAGGGACUACAGUGUUUGUAUCGGCCAUUUUAAAUCCAAAAACUGGCCGUAAAUUAAACAUGGUGGAAGCCAUCAAGACUGGAUUGUUUGAUCCAAAAACCGGAUAUUUUAUGGAUCCCAUCACCAGUCGUCGAAUACAGUUUUUGGAAGCUUGUGAUCGAGGCUACAUUUCCUCUGAUCUACAGCGGGAGUUGAAGUCCCCAUGUGGUUUCCCUGAUCCACACACUGGGCGUCAGUUAUCUCUAAUGGACGCUAUACAGAAGGGGUACUUUGAUCCUGUUAAACUUACAUUUAGAGACCCUUCUACUGGGCUACACAUUCCAGUCCAUGAGGCCCUCUCAAGGGGAAUAGUCACUGAGGAAACAGCCAAGAAGUUGUGUGGUGAUGGCUAUGCAGUGACAACCAUAACCCAGUCUCAGGCCAUGUUUGGAGAUGGGAAACUGUCUUCAAUGGAAACAACAAUUGGCCUAGCUGAAGCUGUAGAAAAGGAACUAUACGACAGGUCAACAGGGAAGAUUCACGACCCUCUCUCUGACAAGGACCUGACUAUUUUGGAGGCUGUGGAGAAAGGCUUCAUUAGUCCUUCCAAGAAAGAAAUCAAGGAUCCAUCCAGUGGAGAAUACAUUACACUGAUAGAGGCUGUCACCAAGGGCCUUAUUGACCCAGAGUCCGGCAGAUGUAUUGAUAAGACAACUGGGCAAAGAAUCCCGUUAGAUGAAGCAUUCCAGCAACAAAUACUAAACAAGCCACUCACGCUACCCAAGGCUCUGGCAGAUGGUACUGUCACAGACAAAGGAUAUUUUGUGGAUCCCCAGUCUGGACGGGUCAUGGCUUUCUCUGAUGCUGUUGACAAUGGUUUCCUUGACGAUAGCGUAAAGUGCAUUGUUGACCCUGUUAACAAUGAUGUUCUCACCCUGUCUGAGGCAAUAGAGCGAGGUGUUAUUGACUCUCGGGGUCUGUACGUACCCCCAGGGGCAGCACCUCCAACACCUAUAGGCCAAGCCUUGGAGGAGGGGCAUAUCAAACUUGUCAGUGAAGAGGUUGUGUUUGCCAAGCCAAGUGUAAAGGAUUCCCUAACAGGAAAGACGUUAACCCUAGCUGAAGCUCUGAAGCAAGGCGUCAUCACAGGUGGAGGGGAAUUUGUUGACACUCGGUCUGGACGGCGUGUGUUACUUCGAGCGGCUGGUAGUCAGGGCUUUGUUGUCAAAGACACAGUAGAGAAAUUGACACAAGAAACAUCAUUGAAGGAUUCAUCAGGAAAAAAUGUGACAAUACUGAAGGCUGUCCAGAUGGGACUUAUCAGUCCCACAACUGGGGAAGUCAGGGACUUGACCACUGGAGAUGUGAUGCCAUUACAACAGGCCACUAUGGAGGGUCUGGUGUCUGCAGAGGAUGCACAAACAGUCGUAGAACUUCUGAGUCCAGUCGUCAUCUACACAGCACUCACCACAAAUCAAAAAUCUGUUAAAGAGGAACAGCCUAUGGAAGCCAUCACCAUUUCUGAGGCACUAGAUCAGGGACUGCUUGACGAGGACUCCCAGACUUUCAGGCAUCCCAGGACAGGUGUAACCAUGCCUGUUGAGGAUGCUAUUGAACAGGGUCUGUUGAAACUGUCAUCAGAAUGGCCACGACCUACCUUGGUGUCAGAGACUAAAGAUGAGGCUGAUCGUUGGCUGGAGGAGGUUGUUACCAAGAUGUCACCUGUGUCACCAGGUCAGUCAGCUACAGUCGAUUCCAAAUUAACCAAAGGUGAUGAGGGGUUCUCUUUCACCACAACGACCAUCUCUCGACCUGCAGUGGCUGAGAGCCUGGUGUCUGAAACCAACUACAUCAAAAUACAAAGUGUGACUGAUCCCCUCACCAAGGAGAGAUUGUCAGCUCAGGAAGCAUCAAAACGAGGACUUCUCAAUGUAUCACAAGGGUGUUUCAUCCAUCCAGUCACAGGCAAGAAGUACACAGUCAAAGAAGCAAUGGAUAAAGGAUUUUUGACAGGAAUAGAGGUGGACACUCCCACAGAUCAGGCAGUUAAAGAGGUCCGGUCAUUUUCCAUCACUGGAGUGAUUGAUCCUAACUCUGGCGAGAAGAUAUCUGUCUCCCAGGCAGUCAAGGAUGGCAUACUUGACAGAGAACGAGGUCAGUAUGUGAGUAAAGACAGGUUUGGUCGUGAGGUGCUCCUUCCCAUCAGUCAGGCGGUGGAGAAGGGUCUCGUCCUUGCCGACGAUGUCAGCUCAUCUCACAUGACACCACUGCAGGGUCUCAAACGUGAGACCAGGUCUUACCAGCUCAAGAGUGUAAAACAUCCCAUUACCGGUAAGAACAUUUCUGUCCUGGAGGCAGUGCAGGAGGGAAUACUGGAUGAGCACAAUGGAGUUUAUAUCAACACAUCAACAGGUGAAAAGUUACGCAUCCCCGAGGCAAUCGAACAGAAGCUCAUUGACGCAGAGUUGUCUUCCAUCACUUCUAAUGAUGGUGUAGAUGGCAGUAAAGUAGUCACUACUAAACUGACCACCCUCAAAGUGUCAUGGGUAGUGGAUCCAAGAACUGGUGCUACCAUCUCAGUGGCCAAGGCUGUCGAAGAUGGAAUCGUCAACCAACAUAACGGCACAUAUGUUAAUAUUGUCACAGGGGAAGUAAUGUCCAUGAAUGAUGCUAUCGAGAAAAAACUGGCCAUAGCGACUGCUUCAGGUGUUGAAUCAUCCAGUAGCUCUGAUAUUCACAGUAUUCACAUCACAGAGGAACAAGAAUCUAUGGAGGCAACACUGGUAGAGGACAUUACAGCAGAGACUGUGACAUUAAGCAUCAGCAGUGUAGUUGAUCCUAUCACCAUGGAGAUGGUUUCAUAUGAUGAUGCUGUCAUCAGUGGUGUCCUUGACCUUAAUAAGGGCCUUUAUGUCAAUACAAGGUCAGGAGAGGCAAUUCCAAUCAACUCUGCUCUCAACAAAGGCCUGAUACAUGCUGAUGUGACAGGUACAAAACGUGAGGAGGAAAUCUUCCACAGUUCAUUACAGGCAGGAAGUGGGGGGUUUUCCCUCAAACAUGUUGCUUCAAUCAGGGAUGCAAAAACUGGACUGGAGAUGUCACCAGUCAAGGCAGUGCAACAAGGCCUCAUUGACCUGGAGAAAGGAACAUUCCUAGACACAAGAACCUGCGUGAGGAUUCCUUUAGAGGAUGCAUUCAAACAGGGAUUCUUUUCCAUGACCAAGGCAACUGAUGCUGAUGAAAUCACUAGACUUAUGAAUGAAUCUCAAGAUGAGAUAACUCCACCUGCUGUAUCUGGGAAUGGAAUUGUGCCAAACGUAGUAGAGAUGAAAUUAGAGAAGUCAGGCAUGCAGGAUAGUGACAAGCAAAGAUCUGGUGUGCCUGAUGAGAUUCUCAAUUACACUACAGAUAUUGAACAAAGUUUUGAGAUGGAGGCUGAGGAUAUUCCAGACUCCCAUAAGAAUGGACAGUUGACAAUUGGUACCAAACAGACCACAAAGAUGGGAGGAGAUGUACGCGGAGUGAAGGUCAACACCACUGCCUUCCCACAGGGCUUGUCCUACUGCGAGGCAGUCAAUGUUGGUCUGGCUGACCCAACAUCUGGAAAGGUCCGGGAUCCUAGGAGUGGAAAUCUGAUUUCUUUGCAGGAAGCAAUGGAACAAGGAAUCAUCAACCCACUUAAACCUGCCAUGGUCAGCAUUGUUGGCAAUAACCCCUUGACCUUACAGGAAACAUUUAAGCAAGGAUUUGUUGACCCAAAUACUGGUCGGGUCAAUUACCAAAAGAGUAAAGCAGAGAAUUUCCAGAUUAGUCCUAACCUACCAACUCAGUUCUCCUCCCCAGGGCCGCUCAAUUUAAUGGAUGCUCUAAAAGCUGGACUUUACAAUCCUUCCAGCCGCAAGUUUCUGGAGCCAUUGUCUGGUGACAUCAUGUCUAUACAGGAGGCAGUUAACCGUAAUGUGCUGAAUGGUAAAAUGGUGACAGUUCGGGAUACAGCAUCAGGACGUCGGGUCUCUCUGAAGUUGGCCCUAAGCAAGGGUCUCAUUGAUGGGACUACUGCUACAGUAACGGACACUGCCACAGGGGAAGUGAUGUCACUGGAAGAGGCAGUGAAGCGUGGAUUGAUCGAGAAUGCUGUGGAUGAGAAUGAGGGUACUGUAUAUGAUACAGUGACAGGAGAAGGUAUUCCGCUUAACAAGGCCAUCACAGAUGGACAACUCCGUGCAGAAGAUGUCACCAUCUUAGACACAGCAAGUGGUGAGAUGGUGUCUAUGGAUGUGGCCUUCAGAAAAGGUCUGAUCGAUAGGAGGACAGGGAGUGUCAAAGACAAGCAGACAGGACAGAAGAUGACUGCUCAGGAAGCUGUAAAGUUGGGGCUCAUGGCAGUAGUUGGAGCUCCAGUUCUAGCAGGAAAGGCUGUGUUUGAUGCAGUGAAAGGUAGAAAAGGACAGACAUGGACAGAGGAUGUGAGUCGUGAUGUGGAUACAUGGAAGAUGGACGUCUCCCCUACCAAGGAUGUGUUUCAGAAGCGGACACUCUCAAGCUCCUCCAGUUCUCCUCAGAGAUCACCUGUGAAGGAUUCCAGUUACAAUUUUGGAUCCCCAACAAAAGAUGUUGAACGAUCACCAGUGAAGGAAAAGAGUAGUGGAUAUGGAUUGCAAAUCAAAGACCGUGUGCAAUCACCUGUGAAGGAUUAUUACAGUUCAGUGUCCAAAGAUCCUGGCCAAUUACCUGUGAGUGACAAUGGAUUUAGUGUAAAUGGAAAUGGUCUUCAUGAUGAUGGCGUACAACAGCCACUGACUACCAUUGUUUAUGCUAAACCAACAGACCGAAUUAAGGUCUCACAGCCCCAGAGAGAGACUGAUCAGCACAACUCUCCUGACGACCGUAGCCCAAGUCCAGCCUAUGGUUUUAUGGUAAGUGAGGGUCAGGAGAAGAAAACUGAUUCCUCUUCUAUGUACAAACAACAUGAUGAGACUGAUGUUUCAGCAUUCGUUAUGUCUCGUGGAGACAACUCUUUCCCGUUAGGUCCCCAAUCUGUGUCAAGUGUGAGUUUAUCUCCCCUUUCAUCCCCCUCCUCCUCGACUGUCCCGGAUCUGGUUACUAGACCCUCCUUACCGUUGCAUGAGGCAGAUCCUCGGGGCUCUUCAAUCUCUGGAACCAAGGUGUUUGUGAAGUCCAGUGAUCCUCCAUCUGCUGAUAAGGUUCCCACCCCUCCCCUAUCUCCAAUAACUGUUCAAUCCUCCUCAAUAAUGUCCAAAGAUGACCUCACUGUUGACUGGACAGCAGGAAAGGUCAUUGUCUCGCCAACAGGAGAAGUCAUGAAUGUCACCGAGGCUGUACAAAGAGGUUUGUUAGACUCGGACACAGUUGAGGAAUUGGCUGAGAAAGCUGCUUCAGAGUCUAAGACUCCGGAAAUAGACAUAAACUGGGAUGAUGGUACCAUUACAGUUAGGGAUACCCAGGAAAAGAUUUCUGUUAUGGAAGCCAAGUUCCGUGGCUACAUAGACUUACAAACCUCUACGACAUUAACAACUGUGAUUGAAAAGAUGGAGGAAAUCAAAACAGAAGAGACAAAACAAAUUGUACCUGUUGUUGUACAAAAACCAACUGGCGCGAAAAUACAGGAAACUACAGUGGUACGUAAAACAAGGAAAGUAGUGGAAGGAAAUGAACCUCCUGAAUAUGUUCCCCAAGACACUACAACUGAUGGAGUCUUGAGUCUCAAUGAAAUAGUUAGGGUUGAUAAAAAUGUGACAGACUCGGGUAGUAUAUUUGUCCAGGGCUAUGAUUAUCCCAUAUCUAUCCGCAGAGCUAUGGAUGAACAUGUGAUAGAUAUAGGCAAUUCAUGUAUAGUUGAUCCCCAAACUGGACGGCUUCUCAACCUGAUUGAAGCCAUUCGUAUUAAGAUAUUAGACCCCUAUACUGGUAAGUUAACACAUUUAGGGACAGGGGAGAAAAUCACUCUCAAGGAGGCAUUCCUCGAGGGUCUAAUCCCACAACCAGGGUACAGUGUGACAUUUCACACAGAGACGGAGACCGAUGUCGGGGAACGGCUGAACACAUCCUUGUCUCUGUUAGAGGCAGUAGAGAACAACCUGGUAGAUCAGGGUAGUGGAACCUACACACAUCCACAGACAGGGGAGAUAAUGUCCCUGGCUGCUGCCAUACAGUAUGGCUACAUAGACUCUGUCGACAGUCACCACAACGUUACCGUGUCUGAGACACACGUUGACAGGAAGGAGGAGAAAAUGAUGGAAGAAACACGAGUUCAGCUGAAACCAAUUGCGCUAAAGCCUAGCACACUGAAGACUUCCUCCACAGCGCCACCUGUACAGGAAACCAGGCAGUUUGCUACAAGUACUCAAGUAGAAGAGACUAGGAGUUUUACAGAAGCCAUGAAAGUAGAGCAAAGUAUGUCUGAAUCCAGAUUAGACACACAUACAGAUUCUCGAUUCGGGGAGCAGAGUACUGCAUCAGGUGUGCAUAAACUAGAUGUUUUAAGGGGCCAACUGAUGAACACUUCCCAGCCAGACAGGAUGACUCACGAGGUACAGAUGAUGAGCCUCAGUUCUGCUAUAGAGAUGGACUAUUUUAGUGAAGAGAGUGGCAUCUUCAAGGAGCCAAGAACCAGAAAGGAAAUGACCCUGGACGAAGCUAUCAAAGCCGGAUAUAUUGAUGGUAACAGUUUGAUGGUGGAUAUCAAGACGGAUGAGAAACUAACCCUACAGGAGGGUAUCCGGGCAGGGCGGAUUGAUCCCAUUCAAGGAAAAGUUGUAGAUAAGGAUUCUCAGUCCAAGUUUUCACUCAAAGAUGCUGCUAAGUUUGGACUCCUGGCAGUAGCUGGAGCACCUGCUCUGGCAAUCAUGAAGGCGACAGGAUCAUUGAGUCGGAAAUCUAAAAAGGAGACUUCCUCAACUAUUGACAGUUCUUCAUUUGUUGUGUCCCAAUCACCAACUGCUGAGACCCCCACAAAGAAGACAUUGCCCAAACCUCUACCCAAACCUGUUGAUGUUUCUAAGGAUAGUCCUGUCAAUUUACAGUCUAGGACAGUGAAUGUUGUGGGCCCUACCACAUUAGAAAUAAAAGAUACAAUUCAUUCCCAACACUUUGACAGUCUGCCUCGAAAGCAAGAUGUUAAAACAGAGUCUGUGGAAAAGGUUACGAGAAAGGUAAAUGUGGAAGGAGUGAGAGACUCCGCUGCUGGUACAGAAGUACCUCUUACUACAGCGCUAGAUAGGGGGCUAAUUAACCAACACGACGGGACAUACACUAACAGUCUGACUGGGCAGACAUUCACAUUGACAGAGGCCCUCGACCUUGGCUACAUACAGGGCAAGGUUAUUGACACUUUUACUACUAAGGAGCAAACAACAAAUGAAGGAUUCCAUGCUGAUGUCACGUUUCAUGAGAAGAAGAGACUGUCAAUCGUGGCAGUCACUGAUUCUUUGACUGGUGAGAAAAUGUCUCUGCCAGAAGCUGUGGUCCGUGGUAUAGUUGACAAAGAAGGUCGCACUUACUACCAAAAGGAAACAGGGAAGCGGAUUCCUAUAAUGGAUGCUGUACAGGAACACCUGGUGGUUGCUAGGGAUGUUGACUCACAGAUGAAAACUGAUGAAAAAUAUCGGACUUCAAAACAAGAUAUCAUCACCCAGACGAAAUCACUGAAAGUCCACACAGUUGUUGACCCAGCCACACAGGAGAGAAUGAGCCUUCCAGAAGCUGUGAGGAAGGACAUACUUGAUCUGAAGGUUGGCAUUUUGAAGAAUAUACACACAGGAGAGGAGAUACCAUUGAGUGAAGGUCUCAAGCAAGGCUUGGUUCAGGGGGAUGAUUCUGCUGGCUUUACAUCCAUGAAAGGAUCUGAGGUGUAUGAACAGAUGGCAGAAACUCUGCAUCUGAAAUCUGCAUUUGACAGUGAAACUGGACAAUUCAUUCCUAUAAAAUUAGCCAUUGAGAAAGGUAUCAUUGACAGUCAUUAUGGAAAAUUCCGAAAAUCUACUGGAGAAAUAAUUCCUGUUUCCAAGGCAGUGAAGGAAGGACUCAUCAAGGGAGAACGUCCAAUGUCACCUAUGUCCCCAAGGUCAGCAGGUGUUGUAUUUGAGAAGAAAUCAGUCAAUAUUCAAUCGGUACAUGACCCACUCUCUGGACAGAACAUAUCAGUGGUAGAUGCUGUCGACAGAGGAAUUCUAAACUUGCAGACGGGUGUGUAUUCCAAUCCACGUACAGGAGAGAAGAUGAGUAUCCCAGAGGCCAUAGCUAAAGGUUCCAUUAAAGCUGAGAGUUCAACAGAAAUAGGACCAAUGGGUACAACAUUUACAGUGGACACUGGAUCUAAAACCUUGACAGUUAAAUCAGUCACAGAUCCCAGGACUGGCGAACAGAUAUCGGUGCCAAAAGCCCAGAGGCGAGGACUGUUAUCCAAUGACCUUCAAACCUAUCAGGAUCCAUCUGGACGAGUCAUGGAUAUUACAGAUGCAGUAAAACAGGGCCUUGUAGAGGCUAGUUUACAAGAGGCCAUACCAGUUCUUACCUCUGUUACUAGAGAGUCUGUUACAGUACAGUGCCUAGUUGAUCCAGUCACAAAAUCGGAGAUUCCAGUACACGUUGCCAUACAGAAAGGAUUGUUUGAACCAGAGAAAGGCUUAAUUACAAACCUCCGAACUGGUGACAAAAUGCCUGUUGAGGAGGGAGUGAGGAAGGGUCUGGUGAAGGUUGAUUCCUCCAAAGUCAAGGAAAAGACCGACGAUCUAGUGGUUGUUAAAGAUGUGAUAGUCACCAAGGUCAAGGAUCCUUUGACUGGACGUGAUCUCAUGGUCAAGGAAGCAGUCAGAAAGGGUAUCCUCGACAAGGAUAAAGGAUUGUAUUAUGAUCCUCAUACAGGGGCGUCAAUGCCAAUUGAAGAGGCUCUGAAGAGCCACCUGGUAGAGGGAAGUCACAUGUCACAGAGUCAACUUGUCGACAAAAAAACCAAGGAUAUGAAGCAAAUCAACAUUACCAUGGUGCUUGACCCUGAAUCUGGUAAAGAGAUCUCUGUCAAUGAGGCAAUUGAACGUGGAAUUGUUGAUCAGGAUAUGACUACAUAUUAUGACAGGAAGCUAGGAAAAAGCAUUAAGAUGGAGGAUGCUUUCCAAAAUGGCCAAGUAUCUGGAGUUGUACAGACAAUCACUACAACCCAGACAAAGGUAAAAUCCAACAGGCCUGGUUCAACCUACAACAUCACACGUGUCAUGGAUACUGCUUCAGGAAGAAUGCUGAAUGUGGCUGAGGCUGUCAACAGAGGCAUUCUGGAUGAAAAAGGCAACUUUGUUGAUACCAGUAAGGGAGAGGUCAUCCCUGUUUCCAAAGCAAUGAAGAAAGGCCUUGUCCGUGCUGAUGAGGUAGCAGUGACCAGUCCUGGCAGUAAGACAGACCAAUGGGGCAUCAGAUUAAGGGAUGCCCUCAGGUACGGCUACAUUGAUAUUCCCACUGGCAUUUACACCGAGCCGAAAAAGGGCAAGAUGUACACUAUUGAUGAAGCAAUCAGAAAUGGACAUCUGACAGCAGAUGACAAAUGUCCAUAUCGUUAUUCUGGGCCAAAAUAUGACAACACAACUCAUAGCUUCCAGCAUGCUCUCCAGACAGGCUUACUUGACCCCAAGACAGGUAUGUUCCAUGAAACGACAUCAGGGGCAUAUAUAUCUGUAGAGGAAGCUCUUAAGCACCAAUACUUGUCCCCAAUAGCUGGCAGAGUUGGAGGUAAAGGUGACUCAGUUAUUAUUCUGAAGGGGGCAGAGGUAUCCCCAGUCAUAUCUGAGGGGAUUUUGUACACAGACUUCGUGGACCCCACAACUGGUGAGGAAAUAGACACAAAAGAGGCUACCAAAAGGGGCCUGGUCAGCAUGGUUAAUGUCCAGCAGCCCAUCACAGUGAGUGAUGCUAUCCGUACAGGGUUGGUGGAUAGUGAUACUGGUGUGUACCAUGAUCCCAAGUCUGGUGAUAAGCUCUCUGUGGACGAGGCAGUCAUCUGUGGCUUCCUGAACAUGGACCAACCAGAGACACUGGAUGAUGUUCAGCUCCAACACAGUGAGGAACUCCCAGUGUCACUGACUGAUGCCAUUAGGAAGGGCGCUCUCAACGUGGCAAACGCUGAAUUUACAGAACCACGCACUCGGCAGACUGUGUCAUUACAAAAAGCGAUUCAGCUUGGAUAUCUACAACCAAAACUGACAAGUAAUGAUGAUGAUGACAUAACAAAUGACAGUGGUGAAAGUAGUAAAACUGACGAAAGUUUUGAUGGUAAGACAGAUGACAGCAUUGAUGGGAAGACUGAUAACUCUGUCAUUGAUGACCUGCCUCGUGAGAUUGAGGCAGAAAAAUACACAGUGGUCCUAGAGGGGUCACCGUUUUCUCCCAAGACUGAAGUGGUAGUAGAUAAAGAUGGUGCUGUGGUUUCACGCACGGCAACUGAGGUUCAGAUUAAGACUGGCACUGCAGUAUAUGUCACUAAACCUGGUUUCUUGGUUGAGGCUAGUGGGCGUGUACGUAACACCUCGACAGGUGAAGUGAUGACAUUCCAGGAGGCGGUGGAUGCUGGUCUGGUGGAGACUGAGAGUGUAGAGGGAAGCAGCGAGGUUCAGGUAAUGGGCGGCACCAUCCCACCAGGCCUUGAAGGUGACUCAUCCUCUACAUCCUCCCUGUCUGCGUCCAUGACGACUUCUGAUGGGGGAAGGUUAGUUGAUUCCUAUGACAAACUUGCCCAGGAUCUAAACAAUGAACUGAACUGGCUGUCAGAUGUUGAACAGUUGCUAAGAGAUGAUCAGCCAAUCAGCGAUGAUGCACACAAAGUUCAGGGCCAAUUAGAAGCACAGAAGACUCUCCAUGAUGAUAUCCAGAAGCACCAACAGCCGAUCCUGUCCCUUGUCUACCAGACAGAACAGCUCCUAGAGAACCACCAGGAGGAGCUGACUCCCGAACAGGUUACCGAGGUCCAACAGCUAGCAACCAGUCUAAAGUCCACAUUUGGCAAGGUCCAGAAAACCGCUGAUGCAAGGGUGAAGCAUUUGACCACUGCCACUAAUGAAGUCACUAAAUUUGAGGAGGAGCAAACUAAGUUUAAUACCUGGCUGAGUGAGACCAAUGAUGAACUGACCAAACACCAGAAAGAGGUUACCAACCUUGACCAUCUGAAACAUAUCAAGGAACAGCAAAAGGAUAUGCUGAAUGACAUCAUCUCCCACCAGGCAGACCUCAGGUUCAUGUCCAUGGCUGUACAGAAAUACAUGGAGGAGGCCAAGCUCCACAAGCUAGAGGUUGAUGCCUUCAAGGCCAACCGACGAAAGACCAAUCGCCUUAGCUGGCUUGGAAUGGAGGGCAUGGAGGCAGAGCAAGUUGGUGACAAAUUGAAGGUGGCGACCACUCGAUAUGAAGACUUGAAGUCUAAAUGUGCUCUGUUUGGAGACAAAAUUGGAUCACUGUCCACCAAACAACGGAAUUUCAACGAGAGCACAUUUAAACUACUGACAUGGCUAACAGAUAUCGAAGAGAAAUUAUCUACAUCUAAACAAGAGUCUGCAACCACUGACCCUGAGGUUUUGGGACAACAGCUUGGACUAAUGCGCUCCGCCAGCAGUGAUGCAAUCGCACAUGGCGUACAGUUAGAUGAUUUAGAGAAGUCAUCACAUGAUUUGAUUGACAUGCUGAAAGAUCUGGCUGUUGAUGUAGACCACAUACACAAGUUAGAGGAUAUUGUAGACGAUAUCUCUGGUCGACACAAGGAAGUGCUGGGUGAGGUUAAUGAAAGGUCAAACAGCCUCCAGAUGGCAUUGACAAAGUCCCAGGAUGUUGAAGAUGCCCUAGACAACUUGUUGUCAUGGGUACGUGAUACAGACAAAACACUGUCCACACAAAAGCCUGUCAGCCUUAUGAGGGAUAGACUUAGUGAGCAAUACCAAGAACUUAAAACAAUAAGUGCAGAUGUGGAAAGUCAUAAGCCAAGCUUAGAUUCUGUUAGACACGAAGCCAAUGAACUGAUCAAAACAUGUGAACUAGAUAUGGCAAAAUCUCUUGAGUCUAAACUUGGAGACCUCGCCAACCGAUUUGGAGGUGUCCAGUCUAAGUGUAAGGCACGAGCCAAGGAUAUUGAAGAAAUCUCAGAAACCCUCGGGCAUUUCCAGGACACUCUGGAACACUGUAAUGUAUGGCUGGGCUCCAAGAUAAAAAAUCUUGAGGACAAAGACUUUAACAAAAAGACUGGUGAUGAAAUGAAAGACAAAGUAGAUGGUAUGGCUAUUGAGAAAAAGAGGAAAGAAGAAAUUGUGGAAGAAUUGAAGCAGCUUGGACAGGCUCUUGUUGAAGAUCAACGCACAGGUGAGGUCAGCGAGUUGAAGGAAAAGUUGUCAGAACUGUGUCGAGAUUGGGAGGACUUUAAUGAACUGCUUUCUGAGCGAGAACAAGAGGCACAGGAGAAGGAGAGGCAGUCAGACGAGUACAGUAACAUGAGGAAGGCCGUGGUGGACUGGCUGACAACCAUGGAGGGCAAGGUUGAUGCUUUCGAGCCAGUCGCUGUUGAUGUGGAGGUGGCAGCUGUUCAGAUAGAGGAAUUACAGCCCAUGCUACAGAACUAUCAGGAAUUCACAGACACAAUUGAUGAGGCCAAUGACCUUGGAUGUGCUUUUGAUGCCCUUCAGAAUGCUGACCAGCGACCAAGCAGUCCAUUCAGGAAAAUCAUGCGUGGUCGCAGAUUGCCAAGUCUGAUGUCACCUCGUCUACGAAGUCCUUCACCAACAUUCCCACCACCAUCUCCCACAACAAUGCUGAGCCCGAUGUCAAGUGAGUCUGGAAUCAGCAGCAAAAAGAGCUCUUCUGAUAACCUACUAGUGGAAGAUCUGACAGAUAUCCAACAGGAGCUCGUAGAUAUUAACCAGAGGUAUGAUCUACUCGGGGAACGCCUUGCCGAUCGUCACCACGAGUUACAGAGCAUGCUUGACAGCAUGAAGACCUUCCUUCAAAAUCUCAAUGACCUCAUGACCUGGGUUGACCUCAAGGACCUUGACGUCCACCUGGCAGCAUCACUGCCCACAAGUGAAAGAGAGGCUAAGAAACAACUUAAGGAACAUGAGGAGUUUCACAAGGAGCUUCUAGACAAGGAAGGACUAGUAGAGGACAUUCGUGCCAAGGCCCAGGACCUAAUGAAGACCAAGAAAGGCAUCCCUGGUACCGACGUCGUACAGCAACAACUGGCAGAGCUGGAGGACAAGUGGUUGGAUCUGAAAGUUGAAUCUGAGCAGCGCAGGAAAUCGCUGGACGACAUGGUUACUGACCUUCGGGCUUUCAAGGAUGCUGGUGUCCAUCUCCAGAAGUGGGUUGCACAGAAGGAGAAGAUGGUUGGUGUCCUGGGUCCUGUAGCAACUAGCCCUGCCCUGAUACAGAACCAGCAGCAGCAGGUCAAGUUACUUCAGGAGGAGAUUCAUGGCCAGGAACCUCUAUACGAGACAUUCAUCAGAUCUGGUCACUCCAUACUGGACAAGUGUGAGCCUGAGGGCAAGGACUCCUCGCACAUAAGUCAAAAAAUGGAUGUCAUCAGUAAGGGCUGGGAUCGAAUCGGGACUCGACUACGGGACCGAGCUCAGAGCCUCACAGCAGUCGAGGGGUUGAGUGGGGAGCUGGAACUCACACUACAGACGGUCGGUGACUGGAUCGCAGAUAUCUCCACAAGGCUAGAGAAAGUCGAGCCAGGGGCAGUUAGUCCGAUGGAACACAGAGCACAGAUGGACUUCUUACAGUCCCUGGAAGCAGAGGUUGUGCAACAGAAGCCCAUGAUAGAGAAAGCCAAGGAAUUAUCCAAGAAGGUCGCAGAGAAUACCAAAGACCCAAGUACCAAGGUCGAACUGAAAAACAAGCUAUCCGCUGUAGAGAAGCCACUCCAGGAGAUUGAGAAGAAACUAGCUGGUAAGAAACUGGAAGUAGAACAGGCCAGUCAAGAGGGGCAACAUUUCCAGGCCACAUGUACAGACAUUCUCGACUGGAUGGCAGAGACAAAAGAGAGGCUAAAGGAGCAGCCACCGAUCUCUGGCAGUGAGGGAAUUCUCAAGGAACAAGCCCUUCAACAGUCGCUUACUGCCAAGGAUAUAUCGGAACAUGCCCCGGAGUACAGGGACAUUCUGAAGAAAGCCCAGCAACUCCUGGCUACAUACACACCCUCAGAACACGCCGACGAACUGUCCAAUCGUGUGGAGGCUAUCAAAGCUGAUUGGGAAGAGAUGAAUAAACUGGCGAACCACAGAGGUCAACAGAUAGAUGCAAGUUUAAAGCAUGCCCAGACAUUCCAGGACCAAAUGGAUAACAUGUUGGUAUGGUUACAGAUGAAGGAAGACCGUCUGAAUGACACAUCAUCUAAUAGUUUGGAUAGGGAUGGACUGGCCAAGAAACUUAAGGAUGCCCAGAACCUACAAGCUGACAUAUUGAAGAAAACACACGACCAUGACAUCAUCAACAAGGAAGGUCACGCUCUGAUGGAUGUUGUUGAUGCUGACCAGGACCAUGUGUCAAAGAACCUCAAAGAUGUCAACCAGAGAUGGUCUGACCUUGGUGAUGGGGUAAGCACUCGUGUUGCUGAGUUAGAGGAUCUGACACAGAAACUGGACGAGUUCCAGGAUAAUCUCAGGGAUGUGGAGUCCUCCGUUCAAAAGAGUGAGGACCGACUGGAGGCUCACAACAAACAGGGAAGCUCUGCCCGUGACCCCAAGCAUGUCGACAAAAUCAAGGCCAUGCAGGAGGAUGUUGAACUGAUGACACCUCAGUUGGACUAUGUCGAGGCUCUAUUGGAUGGAUUCAACCUUGACAAUGACAGCUGCUCCACACGACCGUUGACAGAUGACCUUGAGAAGGUGAAGGACAGACAUCAAGGCCUACAGGAUGAGAUAUCAUCACUGUUGUCAGAUUUGGAGGCAGGGUCACAGGUUGUGUCAGAGUACCAGGAUGAAAUUCAGAAGGCUGCAGCAGAGUUGUCUGCCAGUGAAAAUUUCUUUGCCAGUCUGGAACCAAUCAGCCGUGAUGAGUCUGCCCUCACUGGCCAGCACAGGGACCUGGAGGAAUUCUUGUCAAAACUUGGAGAAACGAAAGACAAAUUUGAAAACCUGGAAAAGCAGAAAAAGAACCUUAAGGAUUCUGGCUACAUCACAGAAUCAGCUGUCGGAGGCUCACCACUGAAGUCCCUACAGAAACAGCUUGAUGGUCUUAAGGACCGUGCUAAACAACGCCAAGACGAGGUGGAUGCUGUGGCCAAUAAAAUUGAGGGAGUCAACGACAGUCUACGCCGAACACGUACAAGUCUGGACCGUGCAGCAGCAGAGCUAGAUAUGCAUGAGCCAAUCGGGACCGACCUUAAAGCUAUCAAAAAACAACAGGAGGAGCUCAAGAUGUUCCAGAAGUCAGUGUUGGAACCCCAACAGAAGAGAGUUGAUGGAGUGUUAGCAGGAACUCAGGAGCUCAUCCAGUCAGCGGCACCAGGCGUCGGCACCAGUGGACUGGAGGCUGACCUCGAAAUACUGACGGACAAGUGGUCAGAACUUGGUGAAAAGGUGUCUGAGCGUGAGCGUAGCCUAGACAAUGCCCUGAUGCAGGCUGGGAAAUUCAAUGAUGCCCUUGAAUCACUCCUGAGCUGGUUGAAGGAAACAGAAGAGAUGGUAGCCAAUCAGAAGUCACCAUCACCAGACUAUAAAGUAAUCAAGGCCCAGCUACAGGAGCAGAAAUUCUUAUUGAAGAUGCUGGAUGAUCGUGAACCAAGUGUCAAAUCAGCUAAACAAGUAGGCACCAACCUUCAGAAGAAUGUUGACCCUCGGGAGCAAAAGGGUAUUCAGAAUCAGAUUGCCCAACUCCAGCAACGCUACGACACACUCAAACACAAUGCUGGCAACCGACUGGACACACUGGAGCAGGUGGUGGUUCUCGCAAAGGAGUUCCAGGAAACCCAGGACCCACUCGCCUCCUGGCUAGACUCAAUGGAGAAGAAAUUUGCAUCUCUUGAACCAUCUGCAAUGGAUACAGAGGGCAUUGAGAAUAUUGUGUCCUCUUUACUGGAUAUGGAGAAGGAGAUCCAGAAUCGUGAUGACCAGGUACGACUCCUCGCUGCACGAGGCAAGGACUUACAGAACAACUGCAAACCAAAUGAGGUCAAGGCCAUACAGAAGAAGAUCGAUGACAUACAAGGUCGCUACCUUGAACUCAAAAACAAGGUCACCGACUCUGCAGAGCAGAUGGAGGAGGCAUUGCCCAUGGCAACCAACUUCAAUGAGGCACAUGCCAAGUUUAUUGACUGGGUUGUGAAGAUCGAGCCCAGACUCCGUGCCAAGGAGGCAACUGGCCCAGAGGCAGAGGAACAAGUCCAGGGCUUCAUUGACCAACUGUUGGAAAUCCAGCCUACCUUGGAAGUGCUCAGUAAUGAUGGUAAUCAGCUCGCGGAACUUGCUCCGGGUGAUGCAGGGUUAAAGGUCGAGGACAUGAUGAACAAAGAUCUUAAGCGAUUUGAUGCUGUCAACGAACAAGUGCAGAAACGGUCACAGAAACUCCACUCCUCAAAACAACGGUCGUCAGAGAUUGUUGGGGACAUGAAUGACCUACUGGAAUGGUUUGAGGAUCAAGGCAAAAAGAUCGUAAAUGCUGCUCCAGUUAGCAGUGAUCCCGAUACUCUGGCCUCACAGGUCGCAGAGCAAAAGGUGAUCAAUGAUGACAUCACAAAUCAGAAAGGCAAGGCCCGCGAUCUCAUCACUAGGGGGAGGAAACUCCUGAGGGAGAGUUCGCUGGAGGAUGACCCCAGACUGCGUGAGAGAGUAGAAACCCUCAAACAGGCUGUCGAUGCCAUCACAAAGCUCGGCAUAGAUAGGUUGAGUCUGCUUGAGCAAGCUCAGCCACUGGCCAAACAUUUCACUGCCACCCACCAAGAUCUGCUCGACUGGUUCAGUGAAGCAGAGCCUGCACUACGUGAGCUUGAGGUCAUGUCCAUUGAUGUUGACGAGGUCAAAAAGCAGCAGGAUCGUAUCAAGGUGCUGAAACAAGAUGUACAGGACCACAAACCAGUGAUUGACAGGCUCAACAAAACAGGAAAUGCACUCCUCAAGCUUUGUGCUGACAAAGAUGGGGUCAAAGUUCAGGCUAUUCUGGAUGAUGACAACAAGCGCCUGGAUAACAUUCGUAACUCCAUGAAGGAGAGGUCAAUGUCAAUUGAUGAAGCUCUGCAGCAGUCGGCUGAGUUCACAGACAAACUGGAGGACAUGUUGGAGAAUCUCACAUCCACAUCAGAACAGGUCCAGCAUGCUGAAGCCAUUUCCGCUCAUGCAGAAAAGAUCCGAGAACAGAUUUCUGAAAACAAGGGUUUGAUGGAUGAUAUGGACAUGAGACAGUCUGCACUCAGGUCGGUCAAGUCAACAGCGGAGGAGCUCAUCAAACAAGCCAGCAGUGACCAGGAUGAGGCUGUACAAGAUGUACAACAGAAACUUGCAGAACUGAUCCAACUGUACAAUGACAUCAAGGGUUCCACACAGAAUCGAAGCGUGGCACUCGAGGACACGCUGGAGGUGUCAGAGAAAUUUUGGGAUGACAUCCAUCAUAUAACCGGAGUAAUGAAGGAUCUUCAGGACAAUAUCAACUCCCAGGAACCUCCGGCCCUGGAACCCUCCAUUAUCAGGGAACAACAGGACUUCCUCGAGGCCAUUAAAGAGGACAUAGAGGACUCAAAGUCUGAACUUGAGGAGGUACGACAGACCGGAGAUCAGCUGAUGUCAUUGUGCGGUGAACCAGAUCGUCCAGAGGUCAAGAAGAACAUUGAUGACCUUGACACCAACAUGAGUGAGAUUGAAGCCGAGUGUGACAAACGCUCCAAGACACUGGAGAAUGCUCUCAACAAAGCUGUCCACUUCCAAGAUGAACUCAUGAAAUUGCUGGUGUGGCUCCAGAAGAGGGAGGUCCGCAUGAGGGAGAUGGACAAGGUGGGAUCUGACUUUGACACAAUUAAAACUCAAUGGAACGACAUUAAGGUAUUCAAAGCUGAGGUGGAACCCAAGCAAGUAGAAAUUGAGUCACUCAACCAGAACGGCAAUGAUAUGGUCAAGGAGACACCUUCGAGUGACCAGGCCUUAGUGGUCAAGGAACCUCUGACCUCGGUCAACAAGCGCUGGGACGGACUCCUAGAAGGAAUAGCUGAGAGACAGCGCAAACUCCAAUUGGCCAUGUUGGAUGCUGGUCAGUUUGAGCAUGCACUCAAUGAACUACUGGCAUGGCUGGACAAGACUGAACAAACCCUGGACGAGACGGAGUCUUCUUAUGGCGAUCCCAAACACAUCGAGAUAGAGCUCUCAAAACUCAAGGUUGUACAGAAUGAUAUAGAUGCCCAUAAAGAGAGUGUUGACUCUGUCAAGGAGGCGGGUGCACGCGUGGUCGCGACAGAGAAAGGCAUGGACACCCCUAUCAAACGUAAGCUCAGUGAGGCCAACGGAACAUGGGGACGAGUUCAGGACAAGUGUGACAGGAAGUACUCGGAGUUAAAGGAUGCUCUCAGAGAGGCCAAGCAGUUUACAGGGGACCUUCAGGAUCUACUGGUUGUACUAGGGGACCUUGAGGGGAACCUCAUCACAACCACCCCUGUGGGGGGCCUCCCAGAGACUGCUCGGGAACAACUCGACAGAUUCAUGAGUAUGUUUGAGGAAUUGGAGCGGACCAAACCUCGUGUAGACAAGAUCAAAGAGGACGGAAAUAAACUACGUGAGAAAAGUGCUGAACCUGCUGCCUCCAACAUCCAGCAAAAACUGGGACUUCUACAGCAGCACUGGGACCACAUUGGGUCACGUGCUACUGACAGGAAGAGAAAGCUGGAGGAGGCUGUGGGACAAGCUAACAGUUUCCAUGCCGACCUGAACAAGUUCAUAGCCUGGCUGACAGAUACAGAACGAACACUAAACAACCUAAAUCCUGUCAGUCGUCUCCUUGAACGAGUGGCUGUCCAGAUCGAGGACCAAAAGGUACUCCAGAAAGAUGUGAGCCGUAACCGUGAGGUGAUGAUUGCCCUAGAUAAAACUGGAACUCACCUGAAGUACUUCUCACAGAAACAGGAUGUGAUUCUUAUCAAAAACCUGCUAUCCAGUGUCCAACAUCGCUGGGAGAAAAUCGUGUCUCGCAGUGCCGAGCGCACCAGGCAUCUAGAGAGAGGCUUCAAGGAAGCUAAGCAGUUCCACACCAUAUGGAAGGAGCUCCUUGAUUGGAUGAGAGAUGCUCUCCAGACAUUGGCCAGUAACCAGCUGGUCGGUAAUGACCCAGCAACCAUCAAGGCACAGAUAGGUAAACAUAAGGAGUUCCAGCGAAGCCUGGGUACCCAUCAGCCCCUGUACGACAGUGUAAACAGGGGAGGACGAGCUCUCAAGGACAAAUGUCCACCAGACGAUGUCCCGGAGAUUCAGAGGAUGCUGACAGAGCUCAAGGCACAGUGGAAUAAUCUCUGUGGAAAGUCUGUGGACAGACAACGUAAGUUGGAGGAGGCACUGUUGUUCUCAGGCCAGUUUACAGAAGCCCUGCAGGCGUUACUGGACUGGCUGGGUAAGGUAGAGCCAACUCUAGGGGAAGACCAGCCCGUCCAUGGUGACAUCGACACGGUCAACAACCUACUGGAGGCCCACAAGGCAUUCCAGCAGGAGCUUGGAGCGAGGUCAAACACUGUAGCCUUUGUAAGGAAGCGAGCCAUGGAACUGAUGGACAAAGCAGAAGGAGAUAUGUCCCAACAACAGGCUGAGCUGAUAGAACUGUCCACAAGCUGGGACCGUGUCUGUAAACUGUCUGUCAAUAAACAGGAGAGACUGGAACAGGCACACAAACUGGCUGAAGACUUCCACCAGAAGGGACAGAGUUUGAUGGACUGGCUAGCCAGUGCUGAGAGACAGUUGAGGUACAGAGGACCAAUACCUGAUGAGGAAGCGCCCCUGUUGAAACAGAUUGAAGAACACAAGAGGUUUGAGGAAGAUUUGCUGAGACAAGAAGCUAACCUACGUGAGACGUUGAAUAUAGGACAGGAUAUUAUGAAGCGAUGUCAUCCUGACGCUGUCUCCACCCUCAAACACUGGUUGUCAGUGCUGCGAGCACGCUGGGAGGAGCUGACCGGGAUGUGUAAACAACGAGGCCGUAAGCUUGCCGAGGGACUUGCUGUUCUGCGUAGAAAUAAUACCUUACUUGAUGAACUGAUUGCUUGGCUAAAUGGUGCUGAGGGCACACUGACCGGGCUUGACCAGGAGCCCAUUCCAGGGGACCUACAAGUCAUACAGGACCUUCUCCAGGACCACCAGCAUUUCCAGAAUGAAAUGUCAGGUAAACAGCCAGAAAUUGAUAAACUGACCAAGGGUGACCGACGUCGGACAUCGUCCGUGUCUGGGGAGUCACACAUUCCUGUACUGAAGGGGCAGAGUGGACGCCACACCCCAGUAAAGACCAGGACUCCCAGAAAAAGUGAAGCAGACGGUCGCAGGACUCCAGAACCAUCAUGGAAGAAUCCACGGAUCGGAGCCUUGUUUAACAAAUGGCGGACUGUGUGGUUGAUGGCUAUGGACCGUCACAGAAAGCUACAAGAUGCCCUUGACUAUCUCAAUGAGGUGGAGCGUUUGAAGAAGUUUGAGUUUGAGGACUGGAGGAAGAGAUACAUGCAAUGGAUGAGACAUAACAAGUCACGCAUAAUGGAACAAUUCCGACGUUACGACCGCGACCGUGAUGGCCGUGUGUCCCGGGCUGAAUUUACCAACUGUAUCAUGGCUACAAAAUUCCCGACAUCACAGUUGGAGAUGGAGCUCGUGGCCAACCUGUUUGAUCGGGAUGGCAUGGGGCUCAUUGAUUACAAGGAAUUUGUAUCCGCACUCCGGCCCGACAGAGAGCCACAGAAAGUAAUCACUGAUGCGGAGAAGAUCAUGGAUGCUGUAAAGAACCAAGUGUCCAAAUGUACAUGUGUCAAACAGUUUAAGAUCCACAAGAUUGGAGAGGGCAAAUACAGGUUCGGCGAUUCCCAGAAGUUACGUUUAGUCCGAAUUCUCCGGAGUACUGUGAUGGUUCGUGUUGGAGGAGGCUGGGUUGCACUGGAUGAAUUCUUGGUCAAAAAUGACCCAUGUCGAGUUGGUUUGCGAAGACGUAAUCGGUUUCGCUUCAAAAUACAGAUACAACCCUCAGAACUCACCAGAGGUAGAACCAACGUGGAGCUGCGAGAACAGUUUGUACUGGCUGAUGGUGUGAGCCAAUCAAUGUCAGGCUUUGUGACACGUAGUCCGGGCGGAAGUGAUCGUAGCUCCACACCCUCCGGGAUGUCAUGGAGCACACGAUCACCGAGCUCCGCCAGUGGUCCAAUUACAAAGCCAAGGAGACGAUUUUCUAGACCCAACACGCUGAUACGGGAGAAGACCCAGUACGCGACACCAUGGAGACAACGUGUGAAGACGAGUCCUGAUGGUGAGGUCAGGCAAAUCAUGUCCCACACUGAACCAGAUGGAACAAAGGUCAUGAGGUCAAAGAUCGCACAUGACCUCCGCAGCCCCAGGGACAUACACAGCCCUGGAGCAACACCGAGUCGAAGUUCUAGUCGGGCCAGUACCAGUAGCCGGCCGCCAAGUAGAGCAGACAGCGAGACAUCAGAAGCCAGUGAACCAGAAAUAUUCACCACAGUUCAAAAGGAAACACGCAAAAUUGGAGGUCGAAGUGAGACCACCAUGACUUAUCAGACACAUGUAGUACAAACACGAACUGCAGUUCCUGCUGCAACUGCUCGCGUCAGCACACCCACGCGUGUAGGUACGCCAACCCGGGUCGGAACACCAACAUCACGGGGGUCUAAAAUACCAACACCUUACAAGAAAAAGUGAUUUUGUGAUAUAAGAUUAGGACCAACAUUUUGACUUGAGUGGGUACUCCACUCAUUCAGCAUUUACUAUUAAAAAUUAUCCUAUUCUGUAGCCAGCUUCAUGCUUCACCAACAACUCUACAUCAAUGACUGAGUCAUGUGACCAAUGACAGGCAAUGUGAUUGGCUGUUCAAAUGCACUUGGGAUUUCGACUUUCUUUUAUUUCAUUUUAGAGAUAAAAUGAUAUGACUUAUUCCACAUUAGUGAAGAUUUGGGGGAAUCUUCAUUGAAUGUGUAAAAAGAUGAAAAGUAAAAGUUUGAAAAGUGAUUGACAUCAUGUCUCUGGAUGUCAAUACCAAUGUAAACAUUCACAAGGGAAGAAUUUAAAAAAAAAAUACAUAACUUGUUUCAUUUAGAAAAAAAACAGUGUUAUCCAGUUGUAAACUGGUUUUGUGUGCAGAAGAUAACUUUUGAUAAGAUCUUUUUGUAUAUAUUAGAGAAACUUAUUCAUUUUCAAAAUUUGUUAAGAUAAACAUGAGUCUUUAUUCCAUUCUACAUUGAAAACAUAAAAUUUUAGAAUUCUUGUAAAAUUAUAAUUGUAUUGAUUUAAAAAGUAUAAUCAAAGCAUUUAUGAAAAAUAAUACUAGUGUUAUAAAAUUCAUAUUAAUGUCAUUUAAAUUUUUUUGGGUUCUAAAGAGAGAAUUUAUGGAAACAAUUUUAAUGAAAAUAUUCCAAGAUUUCAUGGUGCUUGUGUGUACUUGUUGAUAAGAAUUGGAACUUGGUUUUACAGUUCCCAGCAUGCCCUGCUGAUUGUUUAUGUUGUCCAAUGUCCUGUAUUCCUCAAUAUUUUGUUUUUGUAUUUUUGUUAUGUAUACCUGUUGACUGGCGUCGUGUCAUUCCCGAUGGGUUGGUUAGCAAGGAUCUCACUGCUGCUGCUGUCGUCAUUGUGAACAACCUCAUCCUUUGCUUAACUUCGCAAUUUUCUAAGAAAUUGCUUUUGAAUUCAGUUUUAUUUGAAAAUGAAAUCAAAUAAAUCUUUGUACCUUUCUAGAAAUCAAAAGGAUAUAGAAAUCAUCUCAUUAUUUCUAUCAAAUUCAUAUUUUGCACAGUUUUGCUUGAAUUUGAGAGAUUGCAUUACAAUGGGAGAUAUAUCUAUACCUUGGAAUGACGCAAUGCCAAUAGCCUGUUCUCAUGGUGUGUUUAAGCUUGCUGGAAAUGAAUAUUGUGAUAGCCUAUAGAAUAUUCGAAAUGUAGUAUUUAUCUUGAGAUAUUUGAACAGAAAACCCUAAGUAUAAUUAUAGUUUAAAGGAUAUAUAUAUGUGUAUAGGCUGGGAUGUAUGUAUAUAUUGAGAUGUAGAUCUCUGGAAUACAUAUAACUAUAUAACCACCUCGACAACUAGUUAGUACAUAAAGCUCUCCUCAUUUUCUACAAAAUUAUUCCUCUUAAUAUGUUAGUUAUUUUCCAGGUAAUUUACCUGAAUAUGUUAUUUAGAUCAGUUGACAUAUACUUAAGUAUAUGCUAAUUAGAUUUUUUAACAUAGUUUAUGAUUUCAGUUUGUUAAUGAUGAUAAUUUACAUAUGUUAAUUCUAGCCGUUUGGAUUGGUUAAUUUUGAUGUAUUUUUAUACACAGUAUGUAAAUAAGGCAGAAAGAGUCUGUGGUGAAUAGACUUGUGUUGCGACUGUGAAGAGAGCAUAGUCUGUGGUGUACAGACUGGUGUUGUGUCAGGAGAGAUUUAUUUAUUUUACCGCCCACUGUACCAGUACUUAUACCUGGCAUGGUUCAAGUGUUGUUUUAUUGGGAGGUGGAUUACGUUUGCAUAUCAAAAUUAUAUUUCCACUACAAGUGCUUUUCACGGACAUGUAUCCUGUAUGUAUAUACCGGUAUAAUUUGGCUACGUAACCUUUGUGUAUAAUUCGGUGACGUAACCUUUGUGUAUAUACAGUAUAUAAAAGGUAUCGAGCCUGACUGUACUUAAGAAGUGUUGCUGUAUAAUGUAAAAAUGAUAUUUCCCUAAUCAUGCAAAUAAUUUGUUGUGUAUAAAGCUUGCUGUAAUAAUCACUGACAAAUAAGUAUGUAAAUGUGAUAAACUAAACAGUAAAUACAUGAAUAUUGAUAAUAUUUGCUGGCAUUGUGAAUAUAUGUGAUGAAAGUCAAUAAAAAAUGUUCACGUGACAUGAAUAUUGCAAUAUUCCUAUCAUAGAACAUGAAUAUUGAUAUAUUCAAUGGAUGUGAAUAUUAAAAUAUUCAUCCUGUCAUUCCUUCCUAUAAUAUAAUUAUUCAUUUGCUCAUUUUAUGUAAUCAUAAAUAUACAUUGUAGUCACGUACCACGCUGUAAUCAUCACGAUAUGCCACUGCUAUAUAUGGCCGAGUGGUUUGAUGGGAGGGGGACAGUAUAUCUGGUUACUGGGGUUAUAACUCUCUCUAUACAAACAUUCAUUUUGUUUCCAUGACAAAAUCUGAGGAAUAAGAUGUCUUUGUAUGUUGCUGAAUAAUUGUAUUGGGUAUGCAUGUGGAAUUUUAACUGCAUCCCUGGGGUAUGUGCUCCUGGGGGAGGGGCACUGCCCGAGGGGUAAAGAUGUGGUCCUCAGUACCACACUGGUAACUGUAAGCAUUGAUAUUCAGCUUCCUUGCUUCAUAUGCAAGUCAGAUGGACUAAAUAAAAGGAAUCUCAGUAAA